GUGGGAAGAUUGGAACCUAAUCACUCGGUGGAGGAGAAUACUUCGUCACAUUCAUUGAUGAUCACCAUGUGUGGGUCUAUAUCCUCAAGCACAAAGACUGGGUCUAUAUCCUCAAGCACAAAGACUGGGUAUUUCGGCGAUUCCAAGAGUGGAAAGCCCAGGUCGAGAAGUCGAGCGGAAGACAAAUCAAGGCUCUUCGCUCUGACAAUGGAGGUGAGUAUAGUAUAGAGUGAGGUGAGAAUUCGAGUCGUACUUGACCAA
Geodia barretti is the source of this 261-nucleotide messenger RNA. Lineage: Eukaryota; Metazoa; Porifera; Demospongiae; Tetractinellida; Geodiidae. The record is from the annotation of a GenBank genome assembly.